This is a messenger RNA of Solanum pennellii, 1041 nucleotides long. RefSeq lists its product as uncharacterized. The record is from RefSeq and is a predicted model, not a curated record. The transcript is spliced from 2 exons. Lineage: Eukaryota; Viridiplantae; Streptophyta; Magnoliopsida; Solanales; Solanaceae. Bases 1 to 1041 code for a protein of 346 amino acids.
AUGGAGGUUAAAGAUGGAGAGGUCACAAGAGUCAUUCCCAAAACUAGAAAACAAUAUAAUGACUCUGACAGACUAUUAGUCCAGAAAAAUCAUAAAGCAAGGAAGCUUAUGAUAUGUGGCCUUAGUAUAAAUGAAUACGAUCUGAUUUCAUCUUGUGAAUCAGCCAAGGAAAUUUGGAAUCUGUUAAAAACAACUUAUGAGGGCACUGAGGAAAUAAGGAAAUGUAAGCUAGAUCUCUUUUCUACUCAGUUUGAAGAUUUCACCAUGAAUGAUGGUGAACUCAUUCAUGAAGUGCGCACCAGAUUCUCCAACAUCACAGAUGAGCUCAUGUUUCUUGAAGAACAUGUUCCUAUUGUCAAGCAAGUCUCUAAGAUACUGGAAAUUCUUCCUAGAUCUUGGACAAAUGAUUUUGUAACUGGAAAUGAUACAAGAGAACCUGAUGUAAUGACGAUGUAUACACUAUUUGAGCAUCUUCAAGUUCAGGAGAUGCACAGAAAAAAUGAGGGGCUUUUUCUCAAGGGCAAAGACAAGAAGACUGAUCUGGUUAAUGAGGCCGAUCCUACAAAAGAAAAUAAUGACAAGGCUACCAGCUCAAGCGAAGUGUGUGGCAUGAGUUAUCUGUCUGGUCACUCCAUUGGAAACUUUUCUGUGCACAAAGCUGACCACAUGACAUUUGUCACAACUGCAGAAGGUAAAGACAAAGAGGGGGACCAGGUCCAUCCCAAGAUAAGCAGAAGAGAAGUCUUCUUCGGGGCAGUAAAAAGAGAAAUGGCUGCAUGGGAAAAUCCUCAAGUGAUUCAGAUGAUUCAGAAAACACAGAUAAUGUUUUCAUGGCAAAGUCAGACGAGGAAGAUUCUGAUGAAAAGUGAGAUGACAGAUGAGAAGGUUCUCAUAAACAACAGCCUAGACAUGUUUCAAGAUGGAAAAAUUGCUAUAGUUGCCCAAAUAUCUGAUAUUAAAAGUCAAAUGGUUGUUCUAGAAGCAGAAAAUCUAGAACUGAAGGAAAAGAUAAAAGGGGCGACUACUACAAUUUUUAAAUGA